Coffea eugenioides is the source of this 756-nucleotide messenger RNA. RefSeq lists its product as uncharacterized. The record is from RefSeq and is a predicted model, not a curated record. Lineage: Eukaryota; Viridiplantae; Streptophyta; Magnoliopsida; Gentianales; Rubiaceae. Bases 114 to 530 code for a protein of 138 amino acids. The transcript is spliced from 3 exons.
GAGUAGUUACGACACCUGACUUUUAAAGGGUCCGGGGCAGGGAGCUAGGGUUGAAGUUGAGCCAGGCAGGCGCAGCGUGGGAGGGGGUUUUGUUGGGUUCGUUGUUAUCAGAGAUGGCAAAAUUCAACGUGGUUCAGAAGCAAAGGAGAGCUGCAAUUGCAGAGCGGAAGAGGGCAGUACAGGGGGACCCGCUAACAAAAAAGCUGAAGCACAAACAUCCACCGCUUUCCAUCUCAGGCAAGCGGAAGCGCAAACUUUUCAAGAAAUGGCGCAGGGACCAAAAGGCGGCUGCAGCAGCUCUGACCACCGCUAUGCAGGAUGUCGAGAUGUUGGCUGUUGCUCAUAAUGAUGAUAAUGGUUCUGGUGGAACUUCCCAAGAUGAUGCCAACAAGCAGGCGGCUCCUAAGAAGUUUCACUUUCACAUGAAGAAGAGUCCAAAGUAUAAAGCAGGGCGCUUCAAGAAAAGAGAUAGGAACAGAAAAUCUGAUAAACGAGCAGCUCAAGCCUCAAAGGAUGCCAUGGAGGAGUAACCAUUUCUUAGAUCUUUGCAGAACACCGGUAGAUCAGAGACUAGAAAAUAGAUUCCUUUCCCGCUUUAGUUUUAUUCAACAUUUUAUGUCUUCACCUGCAGAUCAUCUGUUGAUAUCGAGUGUGUUGGGAUAGAGUAUUAUUUAGAAUAAUUAUUGUAAUACUUUUUGUGAUGUGAUGUAUGUGAGAUAAAAAGUAAUUAAAAAUAUAAAAAAGUGAAUUUAGAAA